Formica exsecta is the source of this 1693-nucleotide messenger RNA. RefSeq lists its product as uncharacterized. The coding region runs from base 357 to 1403 and encodes 348 amino acids. The transcript is spliced from 5 exons. The record is from RefSeq and is a predicted model, not a curated record. NCBI's taxonomy places the organism in Eukaryota, Metazoa, Arthropoda, Insecta, Hymenoptera, Formicidae.
CGUACACGUUCGACACACGUAUUGCGUAAAAAAUUGCGAGCUAUUCGGCGUGUAAAGUACCUCGCUUAUCGAAAGGAAAAGUAGAUUGGAGGAAGAGAACGAGAGAGAGAGAGAGAGAGAGAGACUCGAUAAAAAAUUUUGAGAAACAGUCUCGGUAUUCCCGCGUCCAUGCGCGCAUCCGACGAUCAAUAUAUCGCGUUGGCAGAUACAAGCGCGCGCACACACAGUCCUAGUUCGAUAGCGACAACGCAUUCGUUUCCAUUCUGCCACCGGUCCUGAAUUUUUGCCGCCCGCUUCGAGAGGAACACACGAUCGCUUUUAUCUUGCACUCAAACGCGAAGAUCCAUCGAGUCAUCAUGUCGAGCAGCAAGUGCAUCAAGCAACCGCGGAAAACGUACGCUAAUAAGGAGCAGCACGAGAUGACGCACUCCGAGAAGCUGAGACUGAUCGACGAUGAGCUUAAUUCCUUUUACAAAUAUUGCCAGCAGGCAGGCUUCACCGAGGAGGAAAUGGACAUUAUUUGCCAGCCGCUCGUAGCGGCGAUGCGUCGCUCGUGGUUGCAACUCGUCUUCCGUGGCACCCUGGUACUGAUAGUGCUCGGUACUCUGGCGUGCCUCGCGGCGCAGCUUGACUUCGUCGGCACGCAUUUCACCGCCCUCAGUCGUCUGCUGCUGAUCAAGGUGUUGCCAAUCUGGAACUGGCAGCCGCUCUAUUAUGAGAAUUGCAUGAUCAACAAUCCCUUCUACAAUGAUUACACUAUCACGGAGGAGGACUGCGUGACUUGCGAGGCGCUGGAGACGAUUGAUCGUCUGUCGGAUGUGCGGUAUCGUAAUCUGGUCGAUAAUUAUCUGAGCCGCGAUGCACCGGCUAUCAUCACCGACGCGAUGGACUCAUGGGCGGUGAUGAAUACCGAUUACUUUUGGUUCGACAAUAUUACCCACCUCUACUUGGAGAACGAACGGCUGAUGGAGACGGUACCCUGCGCUCUGACCUCCAAUCUGCGUACUGGCUCGUCCGAUCUCGCGGCCUUUCUACGACGCGUACACGCGCCCGAGGUAGCCAAAUGGUUCGUCCACUGGCAGAACUGCGACAUCAACGCUGUAAAGGUGCUCAGAAAAUACUACCAGCGGCCGUACUUCCUUUCCAGUACGGUCUCGCCAGCGCAUUUCAACUGGGUACUCAUGUCCUCGGAUUACAACAGCCCGAGCUACAAGAAGGUCGAACUCGACUCAGGUCUGAUCGCGCUCGCACAGCUUCGCGGCGCGACUCAGUUGCGGCUCACUCCCAUUAAUCCCUGCAACAGCUCGUGCCCGGAGCUAAUCGCCGACUUGCAUCAGGGCGAGAUGCGUAAGUGCUGCGCGACUCAAAUCGGACUAAAGUACGGAACACCUUUAAUAUGGUAACUGACCAGCGUUCUGAAAGAAGCACACACUCUCAAGUUUUUAUAUACUUGUUUUCACGAACUUGAUGUGGACGCUCGAGUACGCGCCGAUGCGCGGCCUGGAUAACAUUGCCAUAUUGACGGAAACCGUCUGGGAGGAAGACACGUAGAUUACAUCGCCGAAUAUGGUCUCAUCGUUACACGAAAAAGAAAUGUUCUUAGUCCCUCAAUACUCUUCGACGCGAUCGAUAUUGUAUACUCGUCCCUCAUUAUGAUGACGCGCUAAAUAAAGAUUGAGCACAUCCCGGUUUC